AUGGCCAUGCGUUGCGUACUCGCAAGCGCAGCUGGUCUUUUCGCGAUCGCGGCGGCGGCGUCGACACCCAAGCCACCCAAGACAACGACACCGCCCCCCGAGACGCCGGCACCGACCCACGACAAAUUCUGGGGCUCACAAGACCUGUGGAUCUACACCAGUGCGUGGUACCCGGAGCAGUGUAGCUGCAUGUGCGCCUCGAUUUGCUACCACCCGCCGCCGUACAUCAAAACCAACCUCGUCACCGGUCGCUUGUACCCGAUCUACAAAGAGAAUGUGCCGCAGCUCUCGCGCCUCGAAGACGCGACCGCGCCACGCCUCGCCCACCCUGCGUGCACGCGCAAGCCGGCGCUCUUCUCGGGCGACGCCAUUCGCGCCGUCACGCGCGACAAGCUCAUCCAGUAUUUCCCAUUCGACUUCAACAAGGACCCGGCCAACAUGUGGAACCCGGACGCGCCCGCGCCGAUCAACGUGAUUCCCAUGUACGACUUCCCGUGCAGCGGCAUGCUCGAGACAAACUACUUGCGCACGGCUGUCCAGAUGGCACAGUACAUUGGCACACCAAAACUCAUCACCGACAACAUCAACGGCACCGUGACCAAGCCGGCGCUCGUCGCUGCGUUCAAGAAGAAGGGACUCGACGUUGUCUUGCGCUGCCGGGACAAUGCGCUCUACGAAGUGUUUAGCUGCUGGACCAAGAACGUACCGUAUCCAUAUCAAGUCGACGAGAACGACCAGUCGUUUGCACCUGCGCAGCCCAUGCAGUGCCCGCCCGCCGUCGUCGCGCAAGAAGGCAGCUGCGGAAACACGAUCCGCAUCACCAAGUUUGUCGACCGCGGCUAGUCCUACCGCGACGACGAAGGACACUAUUGUCAUCUGCGUCAUCGACACUUGGACACUUGGCGGCUUGCAUGCUUCAUGCUACAUGUAAGAACCCUAAAUGGAGUCCGCGUGCGUGCUUUUUUGCAUGUCGCCUCGUCGCAUGAGUCUGGC
This is a messenger RNA of Saprolegnia diclina VS20, 993 nucleotides long. RefSeq lists its product as hypothetical. Bases 1 to 843 code for a protein of 280 amino acids. Gene Ontology annotation, molecular function: ribonuclease T2 activity; RNA binding. NCBI's taxonomy places the organism in Eukaryota, Oomycota, Saprolegniomycetes, Saprolegniales, Saprolegniaceae. The transcript is spliced from 2 exons. The record is from RefSeq and is a predicted model, not a curated record.